Molecule: messenger RNA, 3015 nt
Organism: Knipowitschia caucasica
Lineage: Eukaryota; Metazoa; Chordata; Actinopteri; Gobiiformes; Gobiidae
Source: the annotation of a GenBank genome assembly
AUGGACGAUGAAGUGGACACACCAGAAGAGGAAGACCAGGACCCUAAUCUCUGCCCCAUCCAUGUCGCUGGUCCUGGAGAAUGGGAUUCAGCAACACUCCAGUCCCUGCUUAGCCACACAGCACUGGCACUCUCAGGAGGCCAAAAAUCCUGUCAAAUUUGGCACUCCUCUGCUGUGCCCGCCGCUCAUCCUCCUCCCUCUGCUGUGCCCGUCGCUCAUCCUCCUCCCUCUGCUGUGACCGCCGCUCAUCCUCCUCCCUCUGCUGUGCCCGCCGCUCAUCCUCCUCCCUCUGCUGUGCCCGCCGCUCAUCCUCCUCCCUCUGCUGUGCCCGCCGCUCAUCCUCCUCCCUCUGCUGUGCCCGCCGCUCAUCCUCCUCCCUCUGCUGUGUGCCCGCCGCUCAUCCUCGCUCAUCUCCUCCUCUGCUGUGCCCGCCGCUCAUCCUCCUCCCUCUGCUGUGCCCGCCGCUCAUCCUCCUCCCUCUGCUGUGCCCGCCGCAUCAUCCUCCUCCCUCUGCUGUGCCCGCCGCUCAUCCUCCUCCCUCUGCUGUGCCCGCCGCUCAUCCUCCUCCCUCUGCUGUGCCCGCCGCUCAUCCUCCUCCCUCUGCUGUGCCCGCCGCUCAUCCUCCUCCCUCUGCUGUGCCCGCCGCUCAUCCUCCUCCCUCUGCUGUGCCCGCCGCUCAUCCUCCUCCCUCUGCUGUGCCCGCCGCUCAUCCUCCUCCCUCUGCUGUGCCCCGCCGCUCAUCCUCCUCCCUCUGCUGUGCCCGCCGCUCAUCCUCCUCCCUCUGCUGUGCCCGCCGCUCAUCCUCCUCCCUCUGCUGUGCCCGCCGCUCAUCCUCCUCCCUCUGCUGUGCCCGCCGCUCAUCCUCCUCCCUCUGCUGUGCCCGCCGCUCAUCCUCCUCCCUCUGCUGUGCCCGCCGCUCACCUCAUCCUCCUCCCUCUGCUGUGCCCGCCGCUCAUCUCCUCCUCCCUCUGCUGUGCCCGCCGCUCAUCCUCCUCCCUCUGCUGUGCCCGCCGCUCAUCCUCCUCCCUCUGCUGUGCCCGCCGCUCAUCCUCCUCCCUCUGCUGUGCCCGCCGCUCAUCCUCCUCCCUCUGCUGUGCCCGCCGCUCAUCCUCCUCCCUCUGCUGUGCCCGCCGCUCAUCCUCCUCCCUCUGCUGUGCCCGCCGCUCAUCCUCCUCCCUCUGCUGUGCCCGCCGCUCAUCCUCCUCCCUCUGCUGUGCCCGCCGCUCAUCCUCCUCCCUCUGCUGUGCCCGCCGCUCAUCCUCCUCCCUCUGCUGUGCCCGCCGCUCAUCCUCCUCCCUCUGCUGUGCCCGCCGCUCAUCCUCCUCCCUCUGCUGUGCCCGCCGCUCAUCCUCCUCCCUCUGCUGUGCCCGCCGCUCAUCCUCCUCCCUCUGCUGUGCCCGCCGCUCAUCCUCCUCCCUCUGCUGUGCCCGCCGCUCAUCCUCCUCCCUCUGCUGUGCCCGCCGCUCAUCCUCCUCCCUCUGCUGUGCCCGCCGCUCAUCCUCCUCCCUCUGCUGUGCCCGCCGCUCAUCCUCCUCCUCUGCUGUGCCCGCCGCUCAUCCUCCUCCCUCUGCUGUGCCCGCCGCUCAUCCUCCUCCCUCUGCUGUGCCCGCCGCUCAUCCUCCUCCCUCUGCUGUGCCCGCCGCUCAUCCUCCUCCCUCUGCUGUGCCCGCCGCUCAUCCUCCUCCCUCUGCUGUGCCCGCCGCUCAUCCUCCUCCCUCUGCUGUGCCCGCCGCUCAUCCUCCUCCCUCUGCUGUGCCCGCCGCUCAUCCUCCUCCCUCUGCUGUGCCCGCCCUCAUCCUCCUCCUCUGCUGUGCCCGCCGCUCAUCCUCCUCCCUCUGCUGUGCCCGCCGCUCAUCCUCCUCCCUCUGCUGUGCCCGCCGCUCAUCUCCUCCUCCCUCUGCUGUGCCCGCCGCUCAUCCUCCUCCCUCUGCUGUGCCCGCCGCUCAUCCUCCUCCCUCUGCUGUGCCCGCCGCUCAUCCUCCUCCCUCUGCUGUGCCCCGCCGCUCAUCCUCCUCCCUCUGCUGUGCCCGCCGCUCAUCCUCCUCCCUCUGCUGUGCCCGCCGCCAUCCUCCUCCCUCUGCUGUGCCCGCCGCUCAUCCUCCUCCCUCUGCUGUGCCCGCCGCUCAUCCUCCUCCCUCUGCUGUGCCCGCCGCUCAUCCUCCUCCCUCUGCUGUGCCCGCCGCUCAUCCUCCUCCCUCUGCUGUGCCCGCCGCUCAUCCUCCUCCCUCUGCUGUGCCCGCCGCUCAUCCUCCUCCCUCUGCUGUGCCCGCCGCUCAUCCUCCUCCCUCUGCUGUGCCCGCCGCACAUCCUCCUCCCUCUGCUGUGCCCGCCGCUCAUCCUCCUCCCUCUGCUGUGCCCGCCGCUCAUCCUCCUCCCUCUGCUGUGCCCGCCGCUCAUCCUCCUCCCUCUGCUGUGCCCGCCGCUCAUCCUCCUCCCUCUGCUGUGCCCGCCGCUCAUCCUCCUCCCUCUGCUGUGCCCGCCGCUCAUCCUCCUCCCUCUGCUGUGCCCGCCGCUCAUCCUCCUCCCUCUGCUGUGCCCGCCGCUCAUCCUCCUCCCUCUGCUGUGCCCGCCGCUCAUCCUCCUCCCUCUGCUGUGCCCGCCACUCAUCCUCCUCCCUCUGCUGUGCCCGCCGCUCAUCCUCCUCCCUCUGCUGUGCCCGCCACUCAUCCUCCUCCCUCUGCUGUGCCCGCCACUCAUCCUCCUCCCUCUGCUGUGCCCGCCGCUCAUCCUCCUCCCUCUGCUGUGCCCGCCACUCAUCCUCCUCCCUCUGCUGUGCCCGCCGCUCAUCCUCCUCCCUCUGCUGUGCCCGCCGCUCAUCCUCCUCCCUCUGCUGUGCCCGCCGCUCAUCCUCCUCCCUCUGCAUCCUCAGAUCCUCCCUGUACAGCUCCACCAGCUCCCUCUCCCUCUUCCUCUUCCUUCCCGUUCCUCUCUGCUGCUCCGCCUCUGGCUCUUCCUCCUCCUGCUGCGGUUCCUGCUCUCUGGCCUGGCUUGGCCCUGGUCUGGCAUCAGGGAUGA